This is a messenger RNA of Xenopus tropicalis (tropical clawed frog), 3145 nucleotides long. RefSeq names its product nucleolar and coiled-body phosphoprotein 1 (gene nolc1). Lineage: Eukaryota; Metazoa; Chordata; Amphibia; Anura; Pipidae. The record is from RefSeq and is marked provisional. Gene Ontology annotation, cellular component: nucleolus.
CGGCGUGGCUGGUACUGUGAGAGUAUGGACGGCUCUAGCGUGGUGCCCAGCGAUCUCUUCCCGCACGUUCUGCGCUUUUUGCGGGAGAACAAGUUUACUAACGCUGCCAACGAGUUCAGCAAAGCUACUGGGGUGAAAGACAAUGAUUCCUGUCCAACAUCUCUUCUGAAUAUAUUUAGCGACUGGAUGAAGUCACCAGAUGCAAAGAAGAGAAAGCCAUCAGCUAAUGGUUUGCCUAAGAAAAAGCCUACAAACGAGUCUUCCAGCAGCGAAGACAGCUCCAGUGAGGAGGAUGAACCUCCUGCAAAAAAAAUAGCAACUCAGUCUGCUGAAGGGAAGAAGCCUGUUGUGAAAGGCGUCCAAGCAAAAAAAGCAAAGAGCAGCAGCGAGGACUCCAGUGAUGAAUCUGAUUCUGAAAAAGAAACAAAGAAACCUCCUGUUAAAAAACCCGCACAAACACCAAAGGGAGCAGCUUUAAAAACACCAACUCAAAAGAAGGCUGAGAGCUCCAGUUCUGAAUCCAGCAGCUCAGAAGAUGAAGCCUCUAAGAAGAAGAAGCAAUCUGUGACUAAAGUCCCUCCAAAGCAGACAGUAGUAAAGGCUGGUUUAGCAAACGACAAUCAAAAAGCAGCAGACUCAAGUAGCAGUGAGGACUCUGACAGCCCCCCAGAAAAGAAGUCUGCUGCUCCAAAGACACCUCCAGCCAAACCCGCCACAGCAGCUAAGCCACAAGCAAAGAAGACAGCAGGGAAGAAGUCCAGUAGUGAGGACUCUUCAGACAGCUCAGAUGAAGAGGCAAAGCCUGCAAAAAGCAAACCAAAGCCAGGUGUCUAUAGUGCUGUACCACCACCUACUAUGAAUUCUAAGAAAAAGGCUUCUUCACAGCCUGGCACCAAAACUAAGGCGGAAAGCAGUGACUCUUCAGACAGCAGUGAUGAUGAACAGCCACCAAAAAAAGCUAAAAUUGUUCCAGCAAAGAUUACUGCAUCUGUCCCAAAACCCUUGGCCAAGAAAGCAGAGACCAGCUCAGACAGUGAAUCUGAUUCCAGCAGUGAAGAUGAAAAGCCAAGUGUAAAGGUUGCCCCUAAAAAGGCUGCUGCAAAGCCAGAUGCUAAAAGCACUCCAGCAGCUGCUGCUAAAAAGUCUGCCCCAGCAAAGAAGGCUUCCAGCUCUUCAGACUCUGACUCUAGCAGUGAUGAAGAGACUACACCUAAACCUUCCACAAAAAUUACUCCUGCAAAGAGUGCUGCUACACCAACUUCCAAAACACCCACAACUAGCAAAGCAACACCAACAUCAAAGACCUUGCCUGCAAAACAAGGAACCCCCAAAACUUCCAAAAAGGAUUCAAGCUCCUCAGACAGCAGUGACUCAAGCAGUGAUGAAGAUGAGAAGAAAACCCCUGCCAAACCUGCUGCUAAAACCACUCCUGCCAAGCCUGCUGCUAAAACCACUCCUGCCAAGCCUGCUGCUAAAACCACCCCAGGCAAGAAAGCUCCAACUAAGAAAGAAUCCAGUUCUUCAGAUAGCUCAGAUUCCAGCAGUGAAGAUGAAAAGAAAUCCUCUGCAAAGCCAGGAGUUAAGACUACACAUGGGAAAGCUGCUUCCAAGACAGAUGCUUCUGCUGCUGCAAAGUCUGUUCCUGCAAAGAAGGCUUCCAGCUCUUCAGACUCUGACUCUGAUAGCUCAGAAGAGGAGACCACGAAAACUACUAAGCCACUUAAUAAGCCGUCCCCAGCAGUAAAGUCUCUGCCUUCCAAGAAAGCAGAAAGCAGCUCUGACAGCAGUUCCAGUGAUUCAGAUUCUAAGAAGAAAACAAAACCCGCAAAGCCACCAGCCAAAGCUACAACACCAGUUACCCCCAAGGUCCAAGUUCAAAACAAAAAACCUUCUAAGGCUAACAGCACUGAUUCAAGCAGCGAAGAGGAGGGGAAAAGCAAGCAAACUACUGGGAAAUCCCCAGCUGCUAAGGCUACUGUUCCUCCAAAGAAGAGCCCAGUGGCUGUUAAUAAGGCAAAGGCCAGCAGCAGCUCCUCAUCAGACAGUUCCAGCGAUGACGAAAAACAAAAACCUAAACAACCACCAGCAGCAAAGGAUGUGAAGCAAGGAGCAAAGGCCACAAAGCCAGCUCCAAAGAAAGCUGCAGAUAGCAGUUCUGAAGACAGUAGCUCAGAAGAUGAUGACUUAAAGGCUACAAAAACAAAUACUGCUAUUUCUAAAUCCCCAGUUACUCCCAAAGCAAAACCUGCUCCUAAAAAAGAAAGCAGCAGUGAGAGUUCUGAUUCUGAAGAUGAAAAGCAAAAAGGAAAGAAUAUCUCUACUCCCAAAACAGCAAAUUCCACUCCUAAAGCAGCUGCUGAGAGUUCUGAGGAAAGUUCUUCCAGUGAGGAUGAAGAAAAAGCUAACGGGACCUCUGGAAAACGGAAAAGAGGGGAAAGUACAGGCAAUGCAGAAUGUGAAACUAUGACACCAGAAAACAAGAAAUUGAAAGCUAAAACUCCAAACACAUUUCCCAAGGUUAACAAGAAGGAACACAACAAAAAUACUCCAUUUCGGAGGGUGAGAGAAGAAGAAGUAGAAAUCAAUCCUCUGAUGACUGAUAAUGCAUUUGAAGCAAAGAAAGGAGCACAAGGAGACUGGGGUGAAAAGGCCAAUAAUGUCCUUAAAUUCACAAAGGGAAAAUCAUUCAGACACGAGAAGACCAAGAAGAAACGUGGCAGUUACUGCGGAGGUGCAAUUUCCACAUCUGUCAAUUCAAUCAAGUUUGACAGUGAUUAAAAGGAUUGUAAGGAAGAACUUUUUCCUGGUUCAACCACAAGCACACGAGCUAGGGAACGGUGGCAUCAUUUAAGUCUGAGCGAAUUCCGACGAGUCGAUACGUUUAUUAGCAGUUUCCAGCAGCAUUUUUGCAGUUCAACAAUGGACGAAAGACAUGUAGGUCAAUUUGUGACCAACCUAUGGAUUCAGAAGUUUUGAGCAUAACAGGCUUAUCCUAUGUACAGUUUGUUUCAGUUGAUUGUUUUUAUGUACUAAUUUCAAUUCCAAAAUGAAAGCUUUUGUUUUAAAAGUUUUAUUUGUCUGAUUUUCUGGAAUCUUGAAAUAAAAUUUUCCAGUUGGCAUAAUGGGGCAUCUUCCCCUUAAAAUA